GCCGACAGCACCAUAGUCACCAUUAAUCACCCAGGGCCAUUGUGGUCCUGUCCUCUAUACGGCGGCAGUGCGGGCAGGCAGGCAGACAGAGAGGAAGAAGGAGAGAGGAAGAGGCAGAGGAAGAGGGAGAUAGGGGGCAGGGUGGCUGCAGGGAGAAAGAGUGGGAGAGAAUGGUUGGGGAUCAGCCUGUAUGUCCACCUCAGCUCCUGCUGCAGGGCUGGGGAGCGUUGCUGCUGUCUCAGUGCUUGUCCUCCGUGUCCUCCCAGGUCCCGGAUCCCGAGCUUUUGCCCACAGAUCCCCCAAAGAAGCCGGACCCCAUCACCUCAGAGUCUGUUGUUUUCUGGGGGCUGCGGUUAUGGCAGGUCAUCGCCAUCUUUUCGUUGUUUGUUUUAGCAAUUGUCAUCACCCUAUGUUGUAUAUUCAAAUGUCGAAUCCCGAGAACCAAAAAGGAAAUAGAGGCACGGCACGCGCAAAGACUGGCCGCCAAAAAAUACGCCAACACAUUAGAGACAGUGCCACCUCUGAACGAGCUGACUGAGAUCCCAGGAUCCACCCCAAGUGCUUCUGCAGUAGAGACAGUCUCUGAGCAGGUCCAAACUCAAAGUGCUAACAGCCAGCCCUCAGCAGUUAGGGUCAGCGAGGAGCAACCCAGCUCCCUCACCUUGCCAGAGACAGGCUGAUUUCUGCUCUCAUCUUCUUUGAGACUCUCCACCUGGCUAAGUGACUUUAGAAUACACAGUGUACACACUGGUGGCCACCCUUAAGCUCCUCUUCAUGCAACAGCCAUAUCUAUCUGGUCUUCCUUAUUUCUAUCGCAAGAGAAAUUCCAGCAAAUAGAAAAGCAUCUCCCAUUAACUGCUCACCACAUCACUUGUGAAGUUUAUUAGUACAAUUUGAACUGUCCAAGGAUUGUUUUGUGGCGCAGUAGUGCAGCAGUAACUAUGUACAGUAGAAAAUAAGACUGUUAAUGUGGCUUCAAAAACAGAUUGUGAUGCUUUUGCAUAUUUAAUUACUUUUGUGCAGCUGGCCUUUUGUAGUUUACACUUUUGUAAUUUUUGAGAUGCUCUGCUUUCUUAAGAUGUUUUAAAUAUGAUAUAAUUAUUUGCUUCGUGCAUAUUUGCAUGGAAACGUCAAGAGCAUAUGACUUUGAUAACAAUUAUGAGAAAUAAUGAGACAGAAAAAAAUGCUAAUACUGCAAGCAGGGAAAAUUGUAACGCAUGCUGUUUGUGAUCUGUUAUAGUCUGUUUCUACCUGUUUGCUCUCCUAAGGUUAGCUUUGAAUGAAGCAAAUCAUUCACACUAUCUCCCGUUAGUGUAGAUUGAAUAUGAUUAUUGAUGUCAAGAACACUGAUCUCAUCUGUAAUUAAAUGUUCUGGUCUCUCU
Messenger RNA from Anarrhichthys ocellatus (wolf-eel), 1382 nucleotides. RefSeq names its product transmembrane inner ear (gene tmie). Gene Ontology annotation, biological process: inner ear morphogenesis; sensory perception of sound. The coding region runs from base 171 to 680 and encodes 169 amino acids. The transcript is spliced from 4 exons. Lineage: Eukaryota; Metazoa; Chordata; Actinopteri; Perciformes; Anarhichadidae. The record is from RefSeq and is a predicted model, not a curated record.